AUGACAUCCAUUGUACCUCACCUGACUCCCAAAACCACAAACCUCUCACCAGGAAACAAGCGUCGUCGUCUGAUGCCACUGACACCGACCAGCCAGAGUAGUACCCCUCGACACCAUGAUAUGGCACCCGCUACAGUGCAAAUGCCUUCCAUGCCAUCGCUCUCAAAGAUUGAUGACAAGGGCUUCAUGGACCUGCCAGCCCCAACCAACCGACCCAGACAGCGAACCGAAUCUUUCGAUGGUGCCUUUUGCUUUGAUCCAGCCUUUGUCAGCCCUACAGUAGGCCAAGUUCGUCCACGACCCAAUCCCAAUGCGGAUCUUUGCAUUGAUCACAACUCUUGUAACAAACGCAGGCCUCCCUUUGUGGACAACAAGGAAUCUGACACCUUUGCAGCCUUUACCAAACCAGCUGAGGGAUCUAGUUUUGGAGCGAGUUCCAGCUUCAUUGGACUGAGAGGUCUAUUGCCAGAAGAUGCUAGAGCGUCUCAAAGUAGUUUGGCAAGGCUGCUUAGGCGAAAUAGUACGAGCAGUGCCGUUGGAUUGGAUAUGAACCAAGUCGAUGAUGAGGCCCAACCAGAAACUAGGAAUGAAGGGGGAGAGUAA
Cylindrotheca closterium is the source of this 603-nucleotide messenger RNA. Lineage: Eukaryota; Bacillariophyta; Bacillariophyceae; Bacillariales; Bacillariaceae. The record is from the annotation of a GenBank genome assembly.